Messenger RNA from Oncorhynchus gorbuscha (pink salmon), 1304 nucleotides. Its product is annotated as deoxyhypusine synthase-like. Gene Ontology annotation, cellular component: cytoplasm. Gene Ontology annotation, molecular function: deoxyhypusine synthase activity. The record is from RefSeq and is a predicted model, not a curated record. Gene Ontology annotation, biological process: peptidyl-hypusine biosynthetic process. Lineage: Eukaryota; Metazoa; Chordata; Actinopteri; Salmoniformes; Salmonidae.
AAUCUUUUCUCUCUUUUCUCCUCUCUCCGCUGUCGCUCUCUUUCUAGGAUAGGUAACCUCCUGGUACCUAAUGAUAACUACUGUAAGUUUGAGGACUGGCUGAUGCCCAUUCUGGACCAGAUGGUGCAGGAGCAGAAAGAUGAGGGCACCCACUGGACCCCGUCCAAGAUGAUCCACCGUCUGGGUAAAGAGAUCAACAACCCAGAGUCUGUCUACUACUGGGCCUAUAAGAAUGACAUCCCAGUGUUCAGCCCUGCUCUGACAGAUGGAUCCAUUGGGGACAUGAUCUAUUUCCACUCAUAUAAAAACCCUGGGCUGGUGCUGGAUAUAGUAGAUGAUAUCCGCAGGUUGAACAGCAAGGCAGUGUUUGCCAAACGGACAGGGAUGAUUAUUCUGGGUGGGGGUCUGGUCAAACACCAUAUAGCCAAUGCCAAUCUGAUGAGGAAUGGAGCGGACUAUGCAGUGUUUGUGAACACUGGGCAGGAGUUUGAUGGUUCCGACUCAGCCAGGCCUGAUGAGGCAGUGUCUUGGGAGAUCCGCAUGGAUGCCAAGCCAGUCAAGGUGUACGCUGAUGCUUCCAUAGUCUUCCCACUGCUGGUAGCUGAGACGUUUGCCCACCAUGCUGACAAGCUGAUUCCUGACAAGAAAGAACAACCAAACUAACCAAGGUGUUCCCACUACACCUGUUUUUUGUUUCAUUAGUCAACUGUUGAUACAGCCCCAAAAUGUUUUGCAUGUCAGCAUCAAGUUUUCAAGAUAUAGAACUUUCAAAAGGUUGAUUCACUUGCCACAUCAUGAUAAUGCAUCAUGACAGUGAUCUCUCUGCCACAUCAUGAUAAUGCAUCAUAUGACAGUGAUCUGUCUCUGCCACAUCAUGAUAAUGCAUCAUGACAGUGAUCUGUGUCUAUUUUUAGACAUGAUGUUCUGUUUACGGACUUCUCUCUCCAUUAUUUCAGAAAUAAGUAUUUGCUACGGGGUACAUGUAGCGUAAGUGUUUUUGUUGUUGAAUGACGUGAAUUGCCAUGUACCAAUGAGUUGUGUGUGUAUGCGUGCAUACUGGCACGUUUGAGAAUGACAUUGCUGAGAGACAUUACUAUAUGGUAAACUUAUAAGAUAUGCUAUUUUUUUAAGUUAGUGAGAGGGUCUCUUUAGGGGAUCAUGCACUGUUAUUCAAAGAAAUGCUUACUGAGGUGAAAUGUAUUUAUUUAUUACCUAGUACCUACUCAUGUAUAUCUGAGUAAAUGAAUAAAAACAACCUCAGAAUGUUUCCAUUAUUACAGAAUAAAACAUCUGAUGUUGUCUUA